This is a messenger RNA of Mirounga angustirostris (Northern elephant seal), 5078 nucleotides long. It is a transcript of the gene RUNX1, whose product is annotated as RUNX family transcription factor 1. Gene Ontology annotation, molecular function: ATP binding; RNA polymerase II cis-regulatory region sequence-specific DNA binding; DNA-binding transcription factor activity, RNA polymerase II-specific. Gene Ontology annotation, cellular component: nucleus. The transcript is spliced from 5 exons. NCBI's taxonomy places the organism in Eukaryota, Metazoa, Chordata, Mammalia, Carnivora, Phocidae. The record is from RefSeq and is a predicted model, not a curated record. Bases 2809 to 3696 code for a protein of 295 amino acids. Gene Ontology annotation, biological process: regulation of transcription by RNA polymerase II; regulation of cell differentiation; neuron differentiation.
GCCCCUCUAAGCUCCGCGAAAAUUCCCGCGGCGCCGUGGGGACCGACGCUGGGGAAGUUCCCGCCCGCGCGCAAAGCUAGGGUGGGUUCGGCACCCCCGGCUUCUCGGGCGGGCGGGGAGAGGAGCCAGCGCCGUUUCCGGGGAGCCGGAGGUGGGUGCGGGGCUCGGGCGACCUGGGCCCAGCGGUGGGCUUUCCGUGCCGCCUGCGGGGGAGCCGAUGCUCCGAGAACAGGGAACCGGCCCAGCGGAUGCUUUCAACUUUCUUUCCCGUAGCUUGUUCUUUGGGGUCUUUUCUGAUAAGGACACUCCUUUGCUCGCCGCGAAGCACACUCAGACUGAGUGGGGCGCGCUGCAUAAUUAAGCCUCAGCCCAGACGCGGUGAAAAACACCAAUUAAAGAAAACAAACCAAGAGAGAAAACUAAAAACACAAAACCAUGUUGUGGAGACCGAGAACCGUCUGGCCUCAUUAAAUGAAUCAGCGCCGCUUCUCUACUGCUGCCCACCCGGCUAUGGUGCCGCGCGGAGCCGCUCUCCAGCCGGGCCCUCCGGCCCCCGCGCGGCCGAAUCCCACCCACGCCGGGGAAGCAGAGGCUCGGCCGUGGGUGGCCGCGCACGGCCGGGGGCCGCCCCGGGGCUCCGGCGCCGGUCCCGGGAGCCUCGCGGCGGCCGCUGCAUCUCCAGGGCGCGAGGGGCGCCUCCCUCCGGCUUGGUCUCCGGGCCCGGGCCGCUCCGGGCACAUUGCGCAGCCCAAGCCCUCCCUGGGCCGGCCGGCCUCCUCUCUCUCCACCUCCUCGGUCUCCAGACCGCGGCCGCCUAUGGCGCCGCUGCGCACUGCAGCCCCGGGCGGGCGGCCGCGCGACUGUGCCUGUGUGCAAAGACGCAGGGCCGCGGUCGUGCCGCACCAGGGCGGGGCCUCGGGAGAAUGUGUGAGUGUGUGCGUGUGUGUGCGUGUGUGUGCGUGGAUGCGGGUGCGCGGGGAGAGCGGGGAGGCCGCGGUAGCCUCCGACUCUCCACGGGGGCUGCGUACAGUAGCGCGCGGCGGCGGCGGGGGCGCGCGGGCCAAUUCCAGGAGCCCGCGGCCCCGAGCCGCGCCCUGGCUGAUACCGGAAAGGCCUGUGAUUGGCCGGCGGCCGCCCCUAUGCAAACGAGCUGAGGGAAUGGAAUUCCUCAGGCCGGGCUUACAGUAAAAGCACGUUCAUUUCCAGGCACUCUCAUUCAUAGAGCCAGCGGGCGCAGGCGGGACGGGCGCCCCGCGGCCAGACCCAGCCAGGGCACCACGCUGCCCGGCCUUGCGCCGGCAGGCACCUCUUCCUGGGGCUCCUGGGGACGCCAGAAGAAAGUCAACCCUUGCUGCUGCUUCUUGACCUGCGUUGGAGCUACGAUUUUUUUUUCUUUCGCUCUUUACUUUUGAAUGAACUGGUUUCUUGGCUGGACGUUUCAACUUCUUUCCUGCCUGUGAACUUUUCCCCGGUUGUUUCCUUUGACAACUGCAAGAGAAAGUGUGCUGUGCUUCGAGGCGAGCCGUGAAGUUGCGUGUGCGUGGCAGUGUGCGUGGGAGUGUGACUGCGUGUGUAAUUCGAGCCACCCCGUCUGUUUCGAUCUGCGCUGCGGAGCCUCCUCUCAAGGCCCGCUCCACCUGCUGCGGUUACGCGGUGAUCGUAGGUAUAGGUGCGCCCGGGCAUUUAACCGGCCGGCGCUGGGGCGACGUUGGAGGAAGAUCAUCUCGCUACUGCCCAAGUAGGGCUGACUCACCGAGUCGAUGUAGACAGUGGCUGGCUUCGGAAGAGUGCGUGUCUGCGUGCGUGUGACUCGACUGCUGCUCAACUCCCACCAACCACAGGAUCAGCCACAAACUUAACCAACAUCCCCAAAACCGAGUUCUCAGAUGUGGAGAGCUGUACUUUGAGUGUCAUCGACUUGGACUUUUUUUUUUUUUUUAAAGAUUAGCUUUUCUUUGAAAAGCUGAAUUUUCUGAACUGAGCAUUUCGCCAGAAUUUAUUAAGAGAACAUGACAAGUAUUUCUAGCCCAGCCCUUCUUCAACUACUGAAGCUUAUUUUCAAGGCUACUUAAAAAAAAAAUCAGCAGCGAACAUUAAUGGAUUUCUGUUGUGUUUAAAUUCUCUACAGAUUGAAUUGUAAAUAUUUUAUGAAGUAGAGCAUAUGUAUAUAUUUAUAUAUACGUGCACAUACAUUAGUAGCAUGACCUUUGGAAGUCGCAGUUCUUGCUUUUGAGGACCGAAGCCAGUUUUGCAUGAUGAAAGUGGCUCUGUGUAUGGAAGACACUCGUAUAUUUUGUGUUGUACUGGGACUUUAGACAAAACUCACCUAAAAAAAAAAAAAAAAAAACUGACAGGCGAUUUACUACUGGAACUUCCAAAUUAUGUAUUUGCUGGUCCUUUUGCUCUCUGUAUAAAUAUUUUAGGAAGUGUAUGGGAAUUUUGGCUUCGGGAAUUUUUUUUUUUUUUAACAGCCAAAAACUGAAGUUAAACUCUCAAAGCAAGACUCAGAAGACAGUCUCCCUCGGCAUUUGACUUUGGAUUCUAGUCGCCCAAUUUUUAAAGCAUUAAGCGGUCGGUUGCUAGGAGCCCUGCCCGGUCUGAGGCUGACCGGCAUCACAGAACUUUCCCCCUCCUGGACUGUUAGUAACUUAGUCUCCCACCUCCCCCCAGUCCCCCUCCCCCCGCGCAGCAAUAAAGGCCCCUGAACUUGUAUGUUGGUCUCCCUGGAGCUACUCGCCGAAGAUCCGCGCCCCUGUCGCCGUCUGGUAGGAGCUGUUUGCAGGGUCCUAACUCAAUCGGCUUGUUGUGAUGCGUAUCCCCGUAGAUGCCAGCACGAGCCGCCGCUUCACGCCGCCUUCCACCGCGCUGAGCCCGGGCAAGAUGAGCGAGGCGCUGCCGCUGGGCGCCCCGGACGCCGGCGCCGCCCUGGCCGGCAAGCUGAGGAGCGGCGACCGCAGCAUGGUGGAGGUGCUGGCCGACCACCCCGGCGAGCUGGUGCGCACCGACAGCCCCAACUUCCUCUGCUCCGUGCUGCCCACGCACUGGCGCUGCAACAAGACCCUGCCCAUCGCUUUCAAGGUGGUGGCUCUGGGGGAUGUCCCCGAUGGCACUCUGGUCACUGUGAUGGCGGGCAAUGAUGAAAAUUACUCAGCUGAACUGAGAAAUGCCACCGCAGCCAUGAAAAACCAGGUUGCGAGAUUCAAUGACCUCAGGUUUGUCGGUCGGAGUGGAAGAGGGAAAAGCUUCACUCUGACCAUCACCGUCUUCACAAAUCCACCGCAAGUUGCCACUUACCACAGAGCCAUCAAAAUCACAGUGGAUGGACCCCGAGAACCUCGAAGACAUCGUCAGAAACUAGAUGAUCAGACCAAGCCCGGGAGCUUGUCCUUUUCUGAGCGGCUCAGUGAGCUGGAGCAGCUGCGGCGAACGGCCAUGAGGGUCAGCCCACACCACCCAGCCCCCACACCCAACCCUCGGGCCUCCUUGAACCACUCCACUGCCUUUAACCCUCAGCCUCAGAGUCAGAUGCAGGUCAUGGCUCCCUCAGAGGGAGACACAGCGGCCUGGACAUGUCAAGACAGAACGCCAGUUCUUCUGUCCAUCCAUCCCAUCAGUCAGGAUACACCUGUUCCUCCCACCUUAUCAUCAGAAGGGGACUCGGGAAAAACAUGGGAGCCCCCAGAAUGCACUUUCUGAGGAAAGCAGAAUCUGGAUCUAUCAAUUAACACUAAAAUCGAUAUGGUGGGUAAUGGGUAUGGACUUUGGAAUUCACAUCCCAGGUUGGCCGCUCGGGUAGUUAUGUGACUUUGGGAAAAUCACCGAAAUGCUUUGCGCCACUGCUCCCCAUCUGUAAAAUGGGCAUGGUAAGAAUAGGACCUGACUCACUGGAGAGUGGUGAGCGUAAGUGAGUUCCUACGUGUAUGCGCGGGAUGCCUGGCAUGCAGUGAGCAUCGCAUGGGUUUUUUCCUCUUACCUCAGGAGCCUGCUGCGAGGAUGGAGGUAUAUUCUCAAGUAUUUAGCAUAGAGCCUGGUACACUUCACCCGCUAAAUAAAUGGUCAGUGUUACUCGUUUUACUCUUACUGUUUGUUUGUACCCGCGUGGGGGACAGUGGAGUCUCACCAGGGUGUUAUAAUCCGUCCAUCCGUCCUGUCAGAUGAGCCGCACCUCGUUUUGCAGGAGAACAGUCACCCUGCGGUGGUUUUAGUAGUGUUUUCAGUCAAGUUCCGCUUCCUUGGGGGAACUCCAACAGGCGAGCCCAUAACCACUGCUCCGCAAGAUCAAAUGGGAAUGGUGAACUGUUAGAGUUGAAAGGGACCUUACACAUCAUUGCUCAAAGCAUUUUAUUUUCCUCCUGAGACCCCCCAAGGCCCCGGGGAAGGACAGGGAUUGGCCCAGUUGGAGGCAGACCUGAACUCCCGGUCUUGGGCCUGUCCCGCCUCUGCUUGGGAGGUGGCCACAGAAUAUAGUCUCUCCUGUCAAUAUGGAACGUACACUAGGAUGUGACACUGCACUCAGCCUUCCAUGGCCUUUUUCUGGAAGUACGCUGUCUCCUCAAAGAGUAGGCCCCCACGGUUGGAGUCUGUAUCGUGUGCUUCUUGGUGCCUCCAUUUUCAAAAUGCUGAAUUCCAUGCUCUGGGAGGAGGGAUUUUUCAAAAAGGCAAGGAUAGAAUACCCCUCUCAAGGCCACGCUCUGUCCCUCUCAGCCCUGCCCCCUGGGGGACAGCAAACGGCUGCAGAGAGGCUGACAGGACACUCCCUGGCCACAAGGCCCACGUGGGCAGCAGUCAGAGAUGAACCCUGACCCGUCCCUUACUUGCAUGAAUCGGACACAUUCAGAGAAUGUGAAUGGUCAGCCUCUUCGGCAUUUUUAAUGAACCAUCUGCAAAAGGAUUUCUUUGAACCGAGUUUCACCUUCCUGUGUGAUUUUAAGUAAAUACCUCCCUGGGCUGAUUCCGCCCCCAGGCCCGGGCCCUGGAAGUCUGCUGGCGGCUGGGGCUGGCGGGCCAAAAGGAGGGCUGCAGGGCCAAAAGGAGGGCUGCAGACAGGUGUGCGAGUGUGGUGGGCGGGGCCGGGCAGA